This is a messenger RNA of Xenia sp. Carnegie-2017, 1602 nucleotides long. Its product is annotated as ruvB-like 2. Gene Ontology annotation, molecular function: ATP binding; DNA helicase activity; ATP hydrolysis activity. Lineage: Eukaryota; Metazoa; Cnidaria; Anthozoa; Malacalcyonacea; Xeniidae. Gene Ontology annotation, cellular component: NuA4 histone acetyltransferase complex; R2TP complex; Swr1 complex. The record is from RefSeq and is a predicted model, not a curated record. The transcript is spliced from 15 exons. Gene Ontology annotation, biological process: box C/D snoRNP assembly; regulation of transcription by RNA polymerase II; chromatin remodeling. Bases 44 to 1465 code for a protein of 473 amino acids.
ACAUUCACGGUUUGAUUGUUUUGUUUCCCGGGAAGAUUUCAAAAUGGCGACGGUCGCAGCAGCAAAAGUCCAGGAGGUUCGAGACAUUACACGAAUAGAGCGAAUUGGAGCUCAUUCCCACAUUCGUGGUCUUGGUUUAGAUGAUGUUUUGGAAGCCAGGAAGGUGUCUCAAGGAAUGGUUGGUCAGGUAUCUGCUCGAAGAGCUGCUGGAGUGAUCUUGGAAAUGAUCAAGGAGGGAAAAAUUGCUGGAAGAGCUGUUCUUAUUGCUGGUCAACCUGGCACUGGAAAAACGGCAUUAGCUAUGGGAAUGGCUCAAUCACUCGGUCCUGAUACACCAUUCACUAGUAUUGCUGGUAGUGAAAUAUUUUCCUUGGAAAUGAGUAAAACUGAAGCUCUAACGCAAGCCUUUAGGCGAUCCAUUGGCGUAAGGAUAAAAGAGGAGACGGAAAUUAUCGAAGGAGAGGUAGUAGAAAUACAGAUUGACAGACCAGCAACAGGAACGGGUGCGAAACUUGGUAAACUUACAUUAAAAACGACCGAAAUGGAAACGAUUUAUGAUCUUGGAACGAAAAUGAUUGAGUCCAUUACGAAGGAAAAAGUGCAAGCGGGAGAUAUAAUUACCAUCGACAAGGCUACAGGCAAGAUUGCCAAACUAGGACGAUCGUUCACUCGAGCCCGCGAUUACGACGCUAUGGGAGCAGAGACCAAAUUCGUCCAGUGUCCUGAAGGCGAACUGCAGAAAAGAAAAGAAGUUGUCCACACUGUGACGCUGCACGAGAUUGACGUCAUCAAUAGUAGAACCCAGGGAUUUCUUGCGCUUUUUUCAGGUGAUACUGGCGAGAUUAAAGGGGAAGUACGGGAACAGAUAAAUGCCAAAGUCGCUGAAUGGAGGGAGGAAGGAAAAGCUGAAAUAGUUCCAGGGGUUUUGUUCGUUGAUGAAGUUCACAUGUUGGAUAUUGAAUGUUUCUCAUUUCUCAAUCGAGCUCUUGAAAGUGACAUGUCUCCUAUUCUUAUCAUGGCUACCAAUAGAGGAAUUACAAAAAUUCGUGGUACCAACUACAACAGUCCCCACGGCAUUCCUCUUGAUCUUCUCGAUCGUCUUCUCAUCAUAACAACUACACCAUAUGAUGAAAGGGAGUUAAAACAAAUCUUAGCCAUCAGAUGCGAAGAAGAAGAUGUUGAGAUGUCUGAUGAUGCAAUGGGCGUAUUAACGAAAAUUGGACAAGAAACAUCUUUAAGAUAUGCUAUUCAGCUUAUUACUGCCUCCAGUCUUGUUUGUCGGAAACGUAAGGGUACCGAAGUUCAAGUAGACGACAUCAAGCGUGUAUACUCUUUAUUUCUUGAUGAGUGUCGCUCGUCCCAAUUCCUCAAAGAGUAUCAACAGGAGUUCUUAUUUAGUGAAGAAGCCCCGCCACCUGAAGAGCAAACUCCUAAUGACUCGAUGGAAACAGAGACUGCAGCAUGAUCAAGUGUUAUGUCUUUACCAUAGUAACUUAACGAUUAUUAUCUUCAUGUCGAGUUUUUUCAUGGUUGAUUUUUUCUUGUUAAGAAAUAGAUCUUGGUUUUUAUACAACGAAAUAGAAAUAGAAAGUGGUUUUUAUA